AUGGGGCGGAUGACAUUGCAGGAAAAGAUCGGCCAGAUGGUUCAGAUUGAUCACAAAGUCGCUUCAGCUGACGUCGUGAAAAACUACUUCAUCGGAAGUAUAUUGAGCGGAGGAGGAAGCGUCCCGGGCCAGAAAGCUUCGCCGGAGGAAUGGAUCAAGAUGGUCAACGAGUACCAAAGGGGCUCCAUGUCGACCAGGCUAGGGAUUCCGUUGAUUUACGGGAUCGACGCCGUUCAUGGUCACAACAAUGUGUACAAUGCCACCAUUUUUUCUCACAACAUCGGCCUCGGAGCUACCAGGUGA
Molecule: messenger RNA, 303 nt
Organism: Linum tenue
Lineage: Eukaryota; Viridiplantae; Streptophyta; Magnoliopsida; Malpighiales; Linaceae
Source: the annotation of a GenBank genome assembly